Messenger RNA from Oldenlandia corymbosa var. corymbosa, 1601 nucleotides. Lineage: Eukaryota; Viridiplantae; Streptophyta; Magnoliopsida; Gentianales; Rubiaceae. The record is from the annotation of a GenBank genome assembly.
AUGGCUUUUCAUAGCGCGGGAGAGGGGAACCAGGAGGAGAAUGGCCGGCAAAACGGAAAUCAUGAAGAUGUAACGGUGGUGAUGGUUCCUCUGCCGGCGCAAGGACACCUCAACUUGUUCCUCCAUCUUGCUCGUUACGUCUCAUCCUAUAACGUUCCGGUCCACUAUGUUUGCAGUCCGGCUCACUCCCGUCAGGUACAAUCCCGCAUCCAUGGUUGGGAUCACAAGGAUGAUGAUGAUGAUCUUCAUGGGUGCUCGAGAAACAGAAUCACAUUCCAUGAAUUCGGAGUCCCUAGUUACGAAACACCUCCACCAAAUCCGAAUAAUCGUACCAAAUACCCUGUCCAAUUAUUGCCAGCUUUUUACGCGUCGCUUCAUCUUCGAGAACCAAUCUCGCAACUCUUGCAAAAGCUGUCAAACAAAACCAGGAGGCUAGUGGUAAUACACGACGCCUUGAUCCCGUACGUUGUCCAGGACAUAUGUUCGAUUCCAAACGGUGAAUCUUAUUCCUUCCUCAGCACUUCUGCCUUUUACACUUACUCCGUUUAUUGGGAACUGGAAGGAAAACCCGAAUCGUUGCCUGAAUCCCAAUUGCUUCAACUAUUGCCUAAAGAUACCUACCCACCUGAGGCCAUCGCGUACAUGCUAUCACAAUUAGAAGUCAAAAUAAACAGCUCUGGAACCCUUUUCCAUUCAUGCAGAGCCAUUGACGGCCCGUAUCUCGAUCACCUAACCAAGCUAAAUACCUUCACCAAGAAGUAUUGGGCAGUGGGUCCGCUGAAUCCUAUAACAGGAGGCUUGAGGAAAUACGAGGAGGAGCAAAAACCCAGACAUCACUGUCUGGAGUGGCUUGAUAAGCAAGCUCCGAAUUCCGUGGUGUUCGUGUCGUUUGGUACCACGACUUCGCUUUCGGACCAAGAGAUUAAGGUGAUCGCGGUCGGGUUGGAAGAAAGCAAUCAGAAGUUCUUGUGGGUGCUCCGAGAUGCAGAUACAGGGCACUUGUUCAACCAAAAAGAUAGGAGUCUGGAAGAUAAAUUGCCACAAGGGUUUGAAACUAGGAUGAACAGGAGAGGAAUCAUUGUGAGGGAUUGGGCACCUCAGUCGGAUAUUCUUGCACAUUCAUCAACUGGGGGAUUCUUGAGUCACUGUGGAUGGGGUUCUUGCAUGGAAAGCAUUAGUCGCGGUGUGCCAAUGGCUUUGUGGCCAAUGCAUUCGGACCAUCCCACGAAUUCGGUGUUAAUGACACAAGUGCUGAAAGUAGGCCUGCUUGUUGUGGAUUGGUCACCUGCUCAUGGAAAUGUGACGCCCAAAGCUAUUCAAAAUGCUGUGAGAAGAUUGAUGGAUUCAUCUGAGGGAGAUGCCAUGAGGCAAAGGGCCCAAGAAGUGAGCAAAACGGUGAAGGAAUCUAUUGCCGCGGGUGGUGGACGGCCAUUGGAGAUGGAUUCUUUCGUUGCUCACAUUCGGAGAUGAUAAUUUUCAUUCAUGCGCGUGUGGCUGUGUGUGUUUCCAUGGACGUUUGUUCGAAGUUUCAACACGCGCUAUAGUUAUAUAACAUGUUCUCCAUGUUUGCUUUUGUUUUGUGUUUUUUUUUUUACCUGUGU